Molecule: messenger RNA, 203 nt
Organism: Ambispora leptoticha
Lineage: Eukaryota; Fungi; Glomeromycota; Glomeromycetes; Archaeosporales; Ambisporaceae
Source: the annotation of a GenBank genome assembly
AGAGUACAAGUAUCUUGGCAGAUGAAUUAUUGGUAAGUGAUGAAAAUAGAGAGAAUUCAAGUGUCUUGAUGGAUGAAUUAUUGGCAGGUGACGAAAAUGAAGAGAGUUCAAGUAUCUUGGCAGGUGAUGAUAUUACUGAGAAUAACGAGAAUAUAGAGUAUUAUGAAAGAGAAUCUCUCAAUUAUUCCAAUCUUUGGAACUAA